AUUUUCUCGCUGCACCAUUUGUCAAACCGGGUAUAUUUACGCAAUCUGCUGAUAUUAAACACAAAAUUCGGAUGUGCUGUAAGCUCUGCACUUAAAAUGGGUAAAGCAAUGUCCGUCGUUGGACGGCAGGUGCAACGAUUCAAUGUGGAAAACCGGGCACAGAAAGUGAUAUCGCAAGCAAAACCCAAACCGGCCCCAAAGUUUGAAUCCAACCUGCGAGAUUUGGAGCGUGUGCUCAAGGAUCACCCAGAGAUUGUCGAAGAGCAGAGUCGUAAGAAUGUUCAGUUGGAUGAAAAUCUGCGCCAAGUCUACGUUACCUCAAAGGAUGUGAUGAUCGAUCCCAAGGCUGCUCAAACGCAAGACCCUGAUAAACCUCUUCCCAUAAACCGUACCACCGUGGAAGAGUACGAGUUUGGCCAUCUCGAACCGCGCACCGUCACGAAGGGCCGUUGCACGCUGCGGCAAGCGGUUCAGUUUAUUGGCAACCAUCAGACCGACCCGCAGCAGUGGACCUCGGCAAAGAUAGCGGAGUAUUACAACAUGAAGGAACCACUAGUCAGAAACAUACUCGAUCACUUCAAAUCGUUCGAGGUGCAUUUACCCGACAAAAACCUCGAACGGCGUAGGGUACUAACGCGGGCGGCAGAAGGCGCGAAACAGAUCGAAUAGGGGGAAAAAUAGAAAUAAAUCGCGAACAACAAACAAACAA
Molecule: messenger RNA, 709 nt
Organism: Anopheles coluzzii
Lineage: Eukaryota; Metazoa; Arthropoda; Insecta; Diptera; Culicidae
Product: protein NDUFAF4 homolog
Exons: 3
Coding region: 97-669 (190 amino acids)
Biological process (GO): mitochondrial respiratory chain complex I assembly
Cellular component (GO): mitochondrion
Source: RefSeq, a predicted model, not a curated record